UCUCAAGAAAAUUAUUACUUUUAAAACUUUGAAAACUUCAUUUAGUGUAUAUAAAUUUUUUUUUUUUUUAACCAGAAACCUUUUCAAACAUUUGCAUACAUUUUAUACCAUUUUAUACAAUGAUUUUAUCAUUACCGGAAAAAUAUCCGAUUCUCAUUACCGCUUAUCAUUCAAUUUUAAAGAUAAAUUUUUAUUAUAUCUUUGCUACAUUAUUCAUUUAUUUAGCAAUAAGGCCAUAUAUCUAUUAUUAUAAAAAUCGAAAUUCAUUGGCACCUGGUCCAUUACCUUUACCAUUUAUCGGACAUUGGAAUAUAUUUUUAAUAGGAGAUGUGGCACAAAAUAAAUAUAAUCUUUCAGAAAAAUAUGGUGAAAUUUGUGAUAUAACAAUGUUUGGUCAACGAUGUGUUAUAAUAAGUUCACCAAAAUAUCUUAAAGAAUUAUUUAGUCCAAGUGUUCAUUCCCCAUUUCUUCGAAGAUUACCUUUAACUUCAGGUUUUAUUGAAUUAGGUAUGGAUAAAGAAGGAUUAUUAUUAAAUUGUGAUGUACCAAAAUGGAGACAUAAUCGAAAAUUCUUUCAACAAUCUUUAUCUCCUCCUUCAUUUCUUCAAUUAUGUACAAAAUAUACUGUAGAAUGUUGUGAAGAAAUUAUUGGUUAUUGGGAUUGUAUAAAAGAUGAUGAAGUUAUUAGAUUAGAUGAAUGGUUUAGAGCAUUCACAAGUGAUAUGAUGGGUUUGGUUGCUUCAGGUAGUAAAGAAACUUCAAUGAAAAUUCAAUUCAUGAAAUUUACAAAUCAAAUUUAUAAGGAAAAGAAAAUUGAAGAUGAAAAAAACAAAGGUGAAAUUUAUAGAAGAUUAAGAAGUGAAUACGCUGAUGCUUUGGGAUUUUAUAUUUUUGUACCUAAACUUCUUUGGAAUCUUCCUUUUAUAAGCGUAGCUGCUAAAUAUUAUAAAAAUAUUUUAAAUUAUUUAACAGAAUUUGAAAUUCAAUUUAUUAAAGAACGUAAACAACAAAUUAAAAUUGAGAAAGAUUAUAAUAUAAGUGAUCAAAAUAGUAAAGUUAGACCAGAUUUUCUUACUAUGUUAAUAACUCAAAAUACUGAAGAUGAUCCUUCUCCUGAUGAGAUUAAACAAAAUAUUAGAGAAAUGUUUAGUGCUGGUACUGGUACAACUACUACAACUUUAUGUUCUAUUGUUUAUUUAUUGGCAAAAUAUCCUGAACAUGAAGAUCGUAUGGUAAAAGAAAUUUUAAAUGUAAUUGGUAAUGAUGAUCAAAUUACUACUUCUAAUUUAUCAAAAUUACCUUUUACUGAAGCUAUAAUAAAUGAAUCAAUGAGAUUAUAUCCUGUAGUACCAAUAACUUAUCGUUAUUCUCCUGAUCAAAAUACUAAAAUUGGGGAUUAUCAUUUUAAUAAGGAUACAAUAUUUGCAAUUAAUUUAUCUCAUAUUCAUCGUAAUUCUGAAUAUUUUGAAAAUCCUGAUCAAUUCAUACCUGAAAGAUUUCUUGGUAAUUGGAAAGAAAGAAUUCCUAAAUUCGCUUUUUCACCUUUCGGUCAUGGUAUGAGAAAUUGUCCUGGUAAAAAUUUUUCUAUGGCAGAAAUGAAAGUUAUUUUAGCCACAAUAUAUAGAAAAUAUACUUUUAAAUUAGUUAAUCCUAAUGAACCUAUACAAUUUAAAUUCACUUUAGUUAAUGAUAUAAGUAAAAUGGAAGUAUACAUUGAAAGAAGAAAAUAAUUUCAUCAUUUUUAUUCUGUUGAUCAGUAAUGAAAU
Molecule: messenger RNA, 1766 nt
Organism: Rhizophagus irregularis DAOM 181602=DAOM 197198
Lineage: Eukaryota; Fungi; Glomeromycota; Glomeromycetes; Glomerales; Glomeraceae
Molecular function (GO): oxidoreductase activity, acting on paired donors, with incorporation or reduction of molecular oxygen; iron ion binding; monooxygenase activity
Source: RefSeq, a predicted model, not a curated record